Mus caroli (Ryukyu mouse) is the source of this 4014-nucleotide messenger RNA. RefSeq names its product DNA polymerase kappa (gene Polk). The record is from RefSeq and is a predicted model, not a curated record. Gene Ontology annotation, cellular component: nucleus. Lineage: Eukaryota; Metazoa; Chordata; Mammalia; Rodentia; Muridae. Gene Ontology annotation, molecular function: DNA-directed DNA polymerase activity; damaged DNA binding. Gene Ontology annotation, biological process: error-prone translesion synthesis.
AGGGAAGCCGCUGCGCUGCAUUCUGGGAAGGCUGGCGCUCCGUCCGCCGCGCAGCCUCCUGGGAGUUGUAGUCGCAAUCCUAGGCAACUGGUGUGUGUGUGUGUCCUGGGCGCGCCGAAAGGCUGGUUGCCUAGGGGAACCUUCUGAAGGCAAGUGGGCUUCUCUUGACAGUUGCGUGCCCCUUUCCGUCCAGCCUGGCUUCCGAUUCUGCCUUGCGUGUUUGUGACGAGCCAGCGAGCCGGGACGUGAGAACCCUCAGAUAAUAAGAAAUUACCGUGUUUACAUCAUGGAUAACACAAAGGAAAAGGACAACAACUUCAAAGACGACCUCCUGCUCCGCAUGGGACUAAACGAUAACAAGGCAGGCAUGGAAGGGUUGGAUAAGGAGAAAAUUAACAAAAUUAUCAUGGAAGCCACAAAGGGGUCCAAAUUUUAUGGAAAUGAGCUCAAGAAGGAAAAGCAAGUCAAUCAACGAAUUGAAAAUAUGAUGCAACAAAAAGCUCAAAUUACCAGCCAGCAGCUAAGGAAAGCUCGAUUGCAGGUUGACAGAUUUGCAAUGGAGUUAGAACGGAACCGGAAUUUGAACAAUACCAUCGUUCAUGUUGACAUGGAUGCUUUCUAUGCAGCUGUCGAAAUGAGGGACAACCCGGAGCUGAAGGAUAAACCCAUUGCUGUAGGAUCCAUGAGCAUGUUGGCUACUUCAAAUUACCAUGCAAGGAGGUUUGGUGUCCGUGCAGCCAUGCCAGGAUUUAUUGCUAAGAGGCUCUGCCCACAACUUAUUAUAGUGCCCCCAAACUUUGACAAAUAUAGAGCUGUGAGUAAGGAGGUUAAGGAGAUACUGGCUGAAUAUGAUCCCAAUUUUAUGGCUGUGAGUCUGGACGAAGCCUACUUGAAUAUAACACAGCACUUGCAGGAAAGGCGAGAUUGGCCUGAGGACAAAAGGAGAUAUUUCAUCAAAAUGGGGAACUACUUAGAAAUCGACACACCCAGACAGGAAGCUAACGAGCUGACUGAGUAUGAGCGGUCCAUCUCCCCGCUGCUUUUUGAAGAUAGUCCUCCUGAUUUGCAACCCCAAGGAAGUCCUUUCCAACUGAACUCUGAAGAACAAAACAGUCCUCAAAUAGCCCAAAAUCCAGUUGUUUUUGGAACAUCAGCUGAGGAAGUGGUAAAGGAAAUUCGCUUCAGAAUUGAACAAAAAACAACGCUGACAGCCAGCGCAGGCAUCGCCCCCAAUACAAUGUUAGCAAAAGUGUGCAGUGAUAAGAAUAAGCCGAACGGACAGUACCAGAUCCUUCCCAGCAGGAGCUCGGUGAUGGACUUCAUCAAGGACCUGCCUAUUAGAAAGGUUUCUGGAAUAGGAAAAGUUACAGAGAAAAUGUUAAUGGCUCUCGGGAUUGCUACUUGCACGGAACUCUACCAACAGAGAGCGUUGCUGUCUCUCCUUUUCUCUGAAACAUCUUGGCAUUAUUUUCUUCACAUCGCACUGGGUCUAGGUUCAACAGACCUGGCAAGGGAUGGAGAAAGGAAAAGCAUGAGUGUUGAAAGGACAUUCAGUGAGAUAAGUAAGACAGAGGAACAGUACAGCCUGUGCCAAGAACUGUGCGCUGAGCUCGCCCACGACCUCCAGAAGGAAGGACUUAAGGGAAGAACUGUUACCAUUAAGCUGAAGAACGUGAAUUUUGAAGUAAAAACUCGUGCAUCUACAGUUCCGGCCGCCAUUUCUACUGCAGAGGAAAUAUUUGCCAUUGCCAAGGAGCUGCUAAGGACAGAAGUUAAUGUGGGUUCGCCACACCCCCUGCGGUUAAGACUGAUGGGUGUCCGAAUGUCUACUUUUUCCAGUGAAGAUGACAGGAAACACCAACAAAGGAGCAUCAUUGGUUUCUUACAAGCUGGAAACCAAGCUUUGUCAUCUACUGGGGAUAGUCUAGACAAAACUGACAAAACUGAGCUUGCACAGCCCUUAGAAAUGUCUCAUACGAAGAGUUUCUUUGAUAAAAAGCGAUCAGAAAGAAUUUCCAACUGUCAAGACACAUCCAGAUGUAAAACUGCGGGUCAGCAAGCUUUACAGAUCUUGGAACCAUCCCAAGCAUUAAAGAAGCUGAGCGAGAGUUUUGAAACAUCAGAGAAUUCAAAUGACUGUCAGACAUUUAUAUGUCCAGUUUGCUUUAGGGAGCAAGAAGGUGUCAGUCUGGAAGCCUUUAAUGAACAUGUAGAUGAGUGUCUUGAUGGACCGUCAACCAGUGAGAACUCAAAAAUAUCCUGUUACUCACAUGCUUCCUCUGCAGACAUUGGUCAGAAGGAAGAUGUACACCCCUCUAUUCCACUGGGUGAGAAACGGAGGCAUGAAAAUGGAGAGAUCACUUCAGUAGAUGGUGUAGAUCUAACAGGGAUGGAAGACAGAUCAUUGAAAGCAGCAAGUAUGGACACUCUAGAGAAUAAUCGCAGCAAAGAGGAAUAUCCUGAUAUUCCAGACAAGUCUUGUCCUAUAUCACUGGCAAAUGAAACCAUCAGUGCAUUAAGUAGGCAAGAAUCUAUCCAGCCUUGUACAGAUGAGGUAGUAACAGGACAAGCUCUAGUGUGUCCUGUUUGUAACCUAGAACAAGAGACUUCUGAUCUUACCCUCUUCAACAUACAUGUGGAUAUUUGCUUAAAUAAAGGUAUUAUCCAAGAACUGAGAAAUAGUGAAGGUAAUUCAGUUAAACAACCCAAAGAAAGCUCGAGAAGUACUGACAGACUUCAGAAGGCUUCAGGAAGGACCAAAAGGCCAGGAAUGAAGACAAAGAGCUCAACAUCGAAGAAAACAAAGCCCCGAGAUCCCAGACACACCCUUGAUGGAUUUUUUAAAUGAACUUUGAACAUUUUAUCAACGUUUAUCAUUGAAAUUAUUAUUAUUUUAAAUUAUAAUCAUGAAAUUAUUAUAAGCGUUUCAUCGAGGAGUGGAGCCUUGUGAGAGUCCCCCCUUCUGUGUUGGGAUGUUUAACUAGUGUCGUUGUGUGGGUCAAUAUAUUUAUUCUUCCUUAUUUUAAAUGUAUUCCUUUAAGGAACACAAGUGCAAUAAUGCCUCCCCUACGUGACCUUUUUAAGAAUGUAGACUGAAUAUUAACUUAUUUCUUUUAUGUUUUCCUUAAUAACCAUGAGGAUUUCAUUCCCAGCAUAUAUAUAUAUAUCAGUUGGAAAUCAGUCGUGUUAGAGACAGCGUAAGAAGUGAGGUCAGAAAGUGAUGCAUUAUUUUAUAAUGGAUAAAAAAUAUUUCCAAGGACUCUGAGCCCCGUGGAGCAACCUCGCCGUCAGCUCCUCCGUGCUUAGCCUCCAUGGUGCCAUUGAUGCUUCCAUACCUACCUGUGUGCAUCUCUGUGUCCUGUGAGCAGAUGCAGUUAGAAUCGGCCAUGAUGUCCAUGAAGAACAUUAGCUUAACAGAAAGAGCGUGGGCAUGGCUGUUCCCUUCAGGAAGGUGAUGCACAGUAUUAUCUGUGUUCAGAGGACCUGUCCAAACCUGUGAUUUGUAUUCUUAUCUUACGUUUAAGCACUUGGUUCCCAUAAAUAUUUAGUCCAUAAUUCAAAAUCUUUUUUUUUAACUCAGUACUUUAAAUGGCAGUAUUUCUUAACAGUUAUAUCUGACUACAAAUCUGCAGUAAACAAGAUAAGUUGUGUAGUUGCCUGGUUUUCAUCCCCCUCUUUAGGAGAAAAUAGACAACUCAGAAGAUGAGCCCUGAGGAGUCAUGCACUUACCGUAGCUACUUCUCUGUCGUCUCUGCUAAUUGCGGUGGGAGAAAGAUUUGCAGCAGUUCAGAGGUUGCUACAGAUGUAGUACCACCCACAAGUUCUUACCAAAAAGCCCUUCCUGCUACUUACUUAAAGAACUGAAUUCUGCUGGGUUGUGGUGGCGCACACCUUUAAUCCCAGCACUGGGAGGCAGAGGCAGGUGGAUCUCUGAAUUUGAGGACAACCUGGUCUACAGAGUGAGUUCCAGAAAGAACAGCCAGGACCACACAGAGAAACCCUACUUCAAAACAC